This is a messenger RNA of Branchiostoma floridae (Florida lancelet), 1901 nucleotides long. Its product is annotated as cytochrome P450 2J6-like. The record is from RefSeq and is a predicted model, not a curated record. Gene Ontology annotation, molecular function: oxidoreductase activity, acting on paired donors, with incorporation or reduction of molecular oxygen, reduced flavin or flavoprotein as one donor, and incorporation of one atom of oxygen; iron ion binding; heme binding. The transcript is spliced from 5 exons. Gene Ontology annotation, biological process: xenobiotic metabolic process. Gene Ontology annotation, cellular component: intracellular membrane-bounded organelle; cytoplasm. The coding region runs from base 76 to 1749 and encodes 557 amino acids. NCBI's taxonomy places the organism in Eukaryota, Metazoa, Chordata, Leptocardii, Amphioxiformes, Branchiostomatidae.
GAAGUGCGAGAGAAACAUGGACCAAUCGCAAGGCUUGAAAUAGACGUUGAGAGUAUGUCGUGAUUGAUCCAAUUGAUGUCCAGUCGUCUGAUGCCACCGGGGUCACUGAAGGCUAUAAAAGCGACCCAGCCACAACUAUAUAUAUUUAUAGGACACAACUAUAGUAGGGAGAAGGGAAAUAGUCCGAGAAGGGAAAACUACACACAGUUAACCAUGUUCUUAGCUUUUGCGAUGAACGUUGUGAAGGUGGUUGCAGGUGUCCUAGACAUCAGCACCGUUCUGGUCCUGCUCGUGUCGUUCCUCGCGACGGCUGUCCUACUCGGGCGGCUGAAGAGGCCUCGUCUCCCGCCGGGUCCGCGAGCCUGGCCGGUGAUCGGUAACCUGCCCAGCCUCACCAAACAGCCGCACCUGAAGUUCACCGAGUGGCGCCAGCAGUACGGCGACGUUUACACCGUCAGGAUGGGGUCCGACGACGUGGUCAUCGUGAACGGCUGGGAGGCCGUGCGGGAGGCCCUCGUCAAACAAGCCGACGAGUUUGCCGACAGGCCCCGCUUAUUCGUGUUCGACCGAAUCGGGCACGGUGGGAAAGGUGUGAUAUUCGGUCACUACAACUCAGCAUGGAAGGCCAACCGCAAGUUCUUGACGACAACCCUACGAGACUUUGGUCUAGGGAAAAAGUCCAUGGAGCUCCGGAUCCAGGAAGAAGCAAAUGAGCUCUGCAAUUGGCUUGCUAGUUACAACGGCCGUCCAAUAGAAACGGGGAAUCUUCUGUCCAAUGCCGCCUCUAACAUCAUUUGUUCCGUGGUGUUCGGCUCGAGGUUCGCGUACGACGACCAAGAUUUCCGACGGAUGCUGGAUCUCCUCGAGCGCGGGACUCGCCUGUCGAUGGUCGGGCAAAUCUUCAACUUCUUCCCGUGGGCUCGCUUCGUCCCCUUCCUGUCCCGGCUCGGCAACGAAGUCAUGGACAACUGUGACAAGAUCGACGACUUCUUAAAGAAGAUCGUCCAGAAACACCAGGACAGUUUCGAUCCUGAGGUAAAGAGGGAUGUCAUCGACGCGUAUCUUCACCAGAUGUGGAGGGGCAUGGACUUGAACUCGAACGAUCUCGCGGGCAACUUCAGCGAGGAGUGUCUUGUGGCGCUGAUUUUUGACCUGUUCAUAGCAGGUACGGACACGUCCAUGAACACACAGCGCUGGGCACUGCUGUACCUGGCCACUCACCCAGACAUCCAACGGGAGGUUCAAGAGGAGGUGGACCGGGUGGUGGGCCGGGACGCGCCGGUCUCCCUCGCACAUCGCCCCGAGAUGCCUUACACCGACGCCUUCCUACACGAGGUGCUCCGGAUCCGCCCACCCGGACCGCUCUCCGUGCCGCACAUGGCCGGGCCUGGUGCUACUCUCAACGGCUACGAAAUCCCACAAAACACACAGGUGUACGCCAACCUGUGGUCUCUUCACAUGGACCCGGAGUACUGGCCCGAGCCCGAGCGGUUCGACCCCGCAAGGUUCAUCGGGCCUGACGGGAAGGUGCUAACCAACCCGCCAUCAUACGCGCCUUUCAGCCUAGGGCGUCGGGCAUGCCCUGGAAAGCAGCUGGCAAAGUCGGAGGCCUUCCUGUUCCUUGUCACCAUGGUGCAGCGCUUCAGUUUCAAGUUGCCAGAGGGCGCUCCUGUCCCACCUAUGGAUGGGGUCAUGGGUUUCUCCCUCGCCGCUCAGCCCCACAGUCUGUGCGCUAUCAGUCGCAAUUAGAUUAAUUUGUAAGAACUUCAUAACUUUGUACGAACUUCAGAAGAACGGGACUCCCAAGCAAUACAACCUCUUCAGAGUUGUGAUGUUUUAGAAAUAUAAAGAAACCCAUAGAUGUAUAUAUUGGUCAGAAGAUAACAAACAUUUUACCGCAA